Messenger RNA from Loxodonta africana (African savanna elephant), 1662 nucleotides. RefSeq names its product basic proline-rich protein-like. The transcript is spliced from 3 exons. The coding region runs from base 1 to 1662 and encodes 553 amino acids. The record is from RefSeq and is a predicted model, not a curated record. NCBI's taxonomy places the organism in Eukaryota, Metazoa, Chordata, Mammalia, Proboscidea, Elephantidae.
AUGCCCACUCUCCAGCUCCGCAUUAAGCCGGCCGGCCGGCCGCGGGCAGAGGCUCUGCAGCCCACAGCGCACAGCCUGCCUCCAGCUUCUGGUCCCCGUGCUCGGGCCAGCCGGCCGCCGCCACCCGGGCCCGCCGCGAGCGACCACGGGCACUCGCCGCGAGGACCUCUGCCUGCGGCGGCGGCUCCGACCUCCGCGCGGCUCGCGCCGAGGCGCACUCCGCCUUCCACGCGCCGCCACCGCCCCGGAGGCCGCCGCCCGCCGCCGGCUUCGCAGGGGCCCUCACCGCACACGCCGGGCGCCGACCCGCGCGCGUGCCCCGGGCCCACGGCGCACCGGCCCGCGCAGCCCCCGGCGGCCGGCCUUCCCGGGCUCAGCGCAGGAAGCGGCGGCCCAGCGGCCUCCCGUCGCCGAGGCCGGAAGAGCGGGACGUCGCCAGGGGCCGACCGGCGGCUCGCGCGCCCCCGCCGCCGCCUCAGCCUGCGGACACGGCCGAGACCAGGGGCGCCGCCGCGGGGAGAGACGCACUCACCUCCCCGCUGGGGCCGUCACCGCAGCCCACAGCCCUCCCGGCGCGGGUCGGCGAGGCUAUUUAAGGCGCCGCAGCCGCCCCCUCAGCCGCCCCGCCGCCGCAGCCGCCUCCGCCGCGCAGGGAGGCCACUGCGAGUGCGCGUGCCGCACCCGCCCCGCCCUGGCCCCGCCCUGCCCUGCCGCGUGCCCGCCUCCCCGCACGGCCCUGCCCCGGCCUGCCGCGUGCCCCCUUCCUCGCACGGCCCCGCCCCGCCCUGCCGCUCGCCCGCCUCCCCGCACGGCCCCGCCCCGGCCUGCCGCGUGCCCCCUUCCCCGCACGGCCCCGCCCCGCCCUGCCGCUCGCCCGCCUCCUCGCACGGCCCCGCCCCGCCCCGACCACGCCGUCCUGGCCCCGCCCUGCCCUGCCGCGUGCCCGCCUCCCCGCACGGCCCCGCCCCGCCCCGACCACGCCGUGCUGGCCCCGCCCUGCCCUGCCGCGUGCCCGCCUCACCGCACGGCCCUGCCCCGGCCUGCCGCGUGCCCCCAUCCUCGCACGGCCCCGCCCCGCCCUGCCGCUCGCCCGCCUCCCCGCACGGCCCCGCCCCGCCCCGACCACGCCGUCCUGGCCCCGCCCUGCCCUGCCGCGCGCCCGCCUCACCGCACGGCCCCGCCUCUCCUCUACCCUGCCGCGUGCCCGCCUCGCCGCCCGGCCCCGCCCCUGCCCUGCCCCGCGCCCGCCUCCCCGCACGGCCCCGCCCCGCCCCGACCACGCCGUCCUGGCCCCGCCCUGCCCUGCCGCGCGCCCGCCUCCCCGCCCCACCCCGCCCCACCCCGCCCCUGCCGCGCGCCCCCUCCCCGCCCCUUCCCUCCCCCGUGGGCUCCGGGCGCGCGGGCCGGCGAGCAGGCGGGCAAAGGCAGCUGGGAGGUCCUGGGCCGCCCUGGAUUUCCCAACAGCUCCUGGAGGGGCGAAGGGAAACUUUGAGCGUCUGCGGCGCCGAGGGGAGCCGGCGCCCUCUCCCGUCCUGCACACGCGGCCACGGGCGCUCCUUCCUGCUCGCCUUCGGCCUGGAUGUGCGCGACCUCCACACGGGGUUUCGCCACAGCCCGGGCGUGGAGGACUCUUGUGUGGACUUGGCGAUGCGGUCGACCUGA